This is a messenger RNA of Acanthosepion pharaonis, 1431 nucleotides long. The record is from the annotation of a GenBank genome assembly. NCBI's taxonomy places the organism in Eukaryota, Metazoa, Mollusca, Cephalopoda, Sepiida, Sepiidae.
AUGCUUGUUACUUUCUUUGUUACUUUCUUUAUGUUUCUUUUUUACUUGUUAGUUUCUUCGUUACUGCCUUUCUUACUUGCUUUAUGCUUCUCGUUUUGUUUAUUAGUUUCGUUGUUUGUUACUUUUUUGUUACGUUCUUUGUGUUUCUUUAUUUUUUGUUUUUGUUUCUUUGUUACUUUCUUUAUGUUUCUUUUUUACUUGUUAGUUUCUCCGUUACUUUCUUUGUUACUUCCUUUAUAUUUCUCUUUUUGUUUAUUAGUUUCUUUGUUUCUUAAUCUUUGUUACAUUCUUUGUGUUUCUUUUUUGUUUUUGUCUCUCUGCUACUUCCUUUCUUUUUUACUUUGUGUGUGUUUCUUUUUUUGUUUGUCGCUUUCUUUGCUAUUUCUUAUUUGUUACUAUCUUUUUUCUUUCUUUGUUACUUUCUUUGUUACUUUCUUUUUAUGUUUGUCAGUUUUUCCUACUUUCUUUGUUACAUUCUUUGCUCCUCUUUUUGUUUUUGUUUCUUUCUUUUCUAUGUGUUUGUUUGUUUUUUCUUUCUUUCUGUUUCUUUUUUGUUUUGUUUCUUGGGUAAUUUCUCUGUUUCUUACCUUUUCUUUGUUUCUAUUUAGUUUUUGUUUCUUUUUUGUUACGUUCUUUCUUGGUCACUUUCUUUGUGUUUCAUUCCUUUGUGUGUCGAUGAGGAAUUGUAUCACAUAUCCUUUUAUUGGUGACGUUUCUCUUCAACUUGUUUCGUUCUCUUUUCUUCGUCAUGCUUGUCUUUUUUUUUUUCUUUUUAAUUACGUUUUUUUUUUCCUUUUGAUUGGUGACAUUUCGGCGUCUUCUUCUUUUUCACUUAUUCUAUCUCCCUUCGUUUUAGGCUUUUGCAUUCUUCUUUAUUCUUUCUCUUUUCUUUUUCUUUCAUUUCCCACCUUUUUUUUUCAAGGGCGCGAACGAUUCUCGAUCCUAGUUAUCAUUUCUCUUCUGAUGGAUUCAUUUUCAUUCUUUCAGUUUUCUUCUCGGAUUUGUCUCUCCACUUUCCAUAUUUAUUCUCAUUUCUCUUCUUUAUGGUCGUCAUUUCUUCCCAUCUUCUUCUUUUCCUCCUCCCUUUUUACUUUUCUUUUAUCUUUCUUCAUCUUUUUCUGCGCUGUUUUCUUCCUCUCAUCUCACCGUUUUUCUUUCCUUUUUCAUCCUGCUUCCGUUUAUCAAUUCUCUCAUCUUUCUUUCAUGUGUUUUCUUUCUUCUGGCUUUAUUUUUUUCUUCUUCCUUUACUUUUCCCUUCCCUCUUUCAUCUGUCUCAACGCGGCUAUCUUUUCCGACAAGGGGCACAAAGGCUCCUUGCCACUGACUGUUAUUCACUUUUCAAAGCGUUUUCGCCACUUUCUUUGUUAUUUCUCUCCUGACUCCUUUCUUUUUCUUCAUUUUUGUGUCUUUUCCUCUUGCCGUGUCUUUUAA